Molecule: messenger RNA, 792 nt
Organism: Chiloscyllium plagiosum (whitespotted bambooshark)
Lineage: Eukaryota; Metazoa; Chordata; Chondrichthyes; Orectolobiformes; Hemiscylliidae
Gene: atp5mc3b
Product: ATP synthase membrane subunit c locus 3b
Biological process (GO): proton transmembrane transport; proton motive force-driven ATP synthesis
Molecular function (GO): proton transmembrane transporter activity
Source: RefSeq, a predicted model, not a curated record
UGGCUGGAAGGGGAAGGAGAGAGAGACCGAGAGCCGGGUCGGAGCGGACCGACUGCUGUUCAGAAAACACUGGCCUUUCCGCUCUCUACCCACAGCCGCACGUUGCUCGCCGUGCACCGACACUAGGUGGACAUCCCGCCGCCCGAACCGUCAGCCUGUGCUUGUUCAAGGGGGAAAGAGACCGUGCGUCGGUUGUUUGACCUUCUCCCGCCGCUGCCAUGUUGACCGCCGCGAGACUGGCCCCGGCCGCAGCUGCGGUUCGCUAUAGAUCUGGAGCUCUUUGUAGACCUCUUUCCGUGUCAGUAAUGUUGACAUCAGAGGCUCGGUUUGGAAAAGAGAACACAACGUUUCUGAGAAGGACCCAGGGCAAAAAUUCAUUUAUUCAAGAUGUGCUGCGAGAGUUCCAGACAAGUGCUACAAGACAGGAUAUUGACACUGCUGCAAAGUUCAUUGGUGCUGGAGCUGCCACUGUUGGAGUGGCUGGUUCCGGCGCUGGAAUUGGAACCGUUUUUGGUAGCCUUAUUAUUGGUUAUGCCAGAAAUCCUUCACUGAAGCAGCAAUUAUUCUCAUAUGCCAUCCUUGGAUUUGCCUUGUCUGAAGCAAUGGGACUCUUCUGUUUAAUGGUUGCUUUCCUCAUUUUGUUUGCUAUGUAAAAUUUGUUGAUUAACAGCCUAAUCACGUACAAAUGUAAUUAAUAUUUCACUGUGGCUCCCACAAGUAUUUAUGUUGGUGUCAUGGAAAUGUAUAUUUCCUAAGUGAGUUCUCAAACGUUCCAAUAAAUCCUGAUACAAA